AUGCUAAAGAUCCGAGCAAAGCGCCUUGCGAAGUUGCAAGGGGCAUCUGGGUCUAAUUCACCGAUCCCUUCGCCCGCCCCUCCUUCACCGCCCGUGGCCCAGCUUCCACAUCCGAAGCCAAGACUACCCUCUCUUCCACCUCAAUCAGAAUCCUCGCCUCUCCAACGUAAUCUUCCUUUGAAGAGGAAGUCCGUCGCAUCUACUCCCAGAGUCGAUUACCAGACAUGGGAGAACGACACAAUAUCUACAGUCCUCAAGGUCACUCUCACCAAAUCUACCGCUGAGGCAAGCGAGUUUGAUCUCGUGUGGCUCAAGCAUCUUCAGGCUGAGCUGGAGUCCGAGGGUUACCCACGUACGAUUCUUACAAAUGAUAUCGUGGAUCGUCUCCUCAUCACUCGCCUCGAGCUCGAUCCUCAGGCCAUGUCCGAUGACCUCGAGUAUGUCUCAGUACUGGCCUCUCUCCCUUCUCAGUCCAUCUUCGAGUACCUUGUAGGCUGCUGGAAGCGCAUCAACACCGCCAAGUCAAGUCUACUCAAGAAGAAUCCCGUUUCUGAAACCCAACAAGCCACUGCACUCCUCGACAAGCUUAGGGACCUCAUUAUCAGUUAUACAGGUCUUAACCUUCAGGAGCCGGAGAUGUUCCCGCAGCCUGUCGAUCGCCCAAUAUCAUCCCUUGGUUCAAACGAACUGCUCGCGCCCCUCCUCUCCCUCUCCGCCCUCUCUACACCUCUAUAUGCGUCCACAUCCACCCCUCAAACCACGCUGGCGCCCACAGAGGUUCAGCCGUUCCUGCAGGACCUCGCGGCUCGCUUCACUGAUCCAGACGAACUCUCAAACACACUCGGCCUCCUCGUCCGCAUCCUCUGCACGCACGCCUUACUCAUUCAAUCCGAGGGCAUCGGCGGGAGUGGUGGUAACUCAACAUGGCGCGGCGUCAUAAGCGGUAUCGAAGCCCUCGUCAGCGUCAGGCCCAUCGCAGAAAUGAUCACGAAAAUGCCACAAUGGCUCGGUGAGGGUUUUGGGCUAGAAGUCACAGCUGCAAACUUUGAGAAGUUUUCCAUCAUGGGACCGCUGUUGAGGCUGGGAACGUUCAGUCGGGAGUGGCCGGCUAUUGCACAAACGUACUUUAGCGACCCGACGAAGCGCAGUCGUGCGGAUGUUGACUCGUCGAAUGCGAGUUUGAGGGGGACGUUGAAGAGUUUGCAGUCGUCCCUCUUCCAAAUCUUCAAUACCCUCGUGCGCACAUCACCCGAGGCGCGCGAACGGGUGCUAGAAUACUUUGCGACAGUCGUACGGCUUAAUGUAAAACGUGCAGGAAUGCAGGUCGAGCCCGACACUGUUGCGUCAGACAGCUUCAUGGUAAAUCUACAAAGCGUACUGUUGAGGUUCGCGGAGCCGUUUAUGGAUGCGAGGUAUACAAAGGUUUGUUCGUUCAUCCUCGCAGUGCAUUCUAUCUCCCUCAUGAUGAUUAUUGCCCUCACCGUUCCUGUAUACGUCAUUGUGUGGUCGCAUGCAUAUUGGGUGUUAUUUUUGUCUACCCGAAUUGAUUUGAAGGAGGAGACGAGGAUCAAGGCAACCAGCGAUGAGGCUGCGCAGUGGGUUGAAGAGAGCAAGUCAAAGGCCGCAACGCCCAACUUCAUCUCCGACAUCUUCUAUCUCUGCAAUGCGCUAGGGCACUACGGAUAUAUACGCACGAUCCAAGUGUAUGAGGAUUUUGGGAAGACGCUUGAGGAUUAUCAGAGGCAUCAGGAUAUGAUUAACGGGGAUGGGUCGUGGAUGGGGACGUCUCACCAAGCACGCGUGCAAGCUGCCAUCGAUAACGUUAAGGACGAAAUGGCAAAGAUCCAAUCUCAACAACUCGCAUACCGCGUCCAGCUCCUCGACCCUGACCUCGUGUUCCGGUACAUAGGGUUCACGAGCUUUGUGUCGACGUGGUUGAUCCGGAGCGUCGACCCGCCUGGGACGCACCCGAAUCCUGUCGUUGAGCUGCCGCUCCCCAAGGACGUCCCGAUGACGUUCAGAGUCCUACCAGAGUUCAUAAUUGAAGAUGUAGUUGAAUUCUUUUUGUUUGUCGUGCGGCAUUCACCGGAGAGUCUUGAUUUGUCAGGGAGAGACGAGCUCGUUAUUUUUGCGCUGACGUUUCUUACUUCGACAUGGUACAUCAAGAAUCCAUUCUUGAAGGCUAAGAUCAACGAGGCGGUGUUUUACGGUGUGUUACCGUACGGGAAUGACAGGCACGGGAUUCUGGGGAACACAUUGAACGCGCACCCUGUCGCACUCAAGAACUUGCUACCCGCGUUGACUCAUUUCUAUAUCGAGGUCGAGCAGACGGGUGCUAGUUCUCAGUUUUAUGAUAAAUUCAAUUCUGAGGAUGUUCAUAUCUUAGAUGCGAGAAGGAAUAUUGCUUACAUUCUAAAGGCGGUCUGGGACAACCCUGUCCAUCGUGAUGCUUUGAACAAGGAAGCUCUGAACGUCGACAAGUUCAUCCGGUUCAUCAACCUCAUGAUCAACGACGUCACCUAUCUCAUGGACGAAUCCCUAAGCGAGCUCACGCAGAUCCACAACAUCCAGACUGAGAUGCGCGACCAAACCGCUUGGAACGCUCAUCCUCAUCAAUACCGACGCGAACGCGAAAGCACGCUCCGCGGCCUCGAGCGGCAUGCGUCUGGGUAUACCACCCUAGGCAGGUCCACAGUCGGUCUUUUAAAGGAUUUCACAGCCGAGACCAAAGGGCCGUUCAUGAUGCCCGAAAUUGUGGACAAACUCGCGGCGAUGUUGGAUUAUAACCUCGAUGCCCUCGUCGGGCCCAAGUGCGGCGAACUCAGGGUUCAGGACCCAGAGAAAUACAAGUUCAACCCUCGUCAGCUCCUGAGCGAUAUUCUGCAAGUUUACAUCAAUCUCAGCGAUCGGGAGGAGUUUGUGAGAGCUGUAGCGAGUGAUGGAAGGAGUUAUAGGAAGGAGCUGUUUGAGGCGGCGAUGGAGACUGCUAGACGAGUGCCAUUGAAGACGGAGGCUGAGAUUGGGGUUUUGAAUACUUUUGUGUCUAAUGUGGAGGAGAUGAAAACUACGAUUGAGGCGGAGGAGGAUUUGGGUGAGAUACCGGAUGAGUUUUUGGACCCUCUCAUGUUCACGAUCAUGCGUGAUCCUGUCACGCUUCCAUCCUCUCGCGUCGUCAUAGACCGAUCGACCAUCAAGUCUCAUCUUCUCUCGGACGUCAAGGAUCCCUUCAAUCGCGCGCCGUUAGCGAUAGAGGAUGUUGUCCCCAAUGUGGAACUUAAAGCACAAAUUGAUGCGUUUAUAAAAGAGAGCCGGAACAAGCGAUUGACUAUAGAGGAAGGGACUGUGAAGAUGGAUGUGUCGAUGGAUUGA
Molecule: messenger RNA, 3369 nt
Organism: Suillus paluster
Lineage: Eukaryota; Fungi; Basidiomycota; Agaricomycetes; Boletales; Suillaceae
Product: ubiquitin elongating factor core-domain-containing protein
Exons: 23
Coding region: 1-3369 (1122 amino acids)
Biological process (GO): protein polyubiquitination
Cellular component (GO): nucleus; ubiquitin ligase complex; cytoplasm
Molecular function (GO): ubiquitin-ubiquitin ligase activity
Source: RefSeq, a predicted model, not a curated record